AUGGUCGGCCCCACACGCGAGAAUGUGCUCACCAAGGCCAAAUUCCCUUCGGCCUUCGGCAAGCGCAAGACGCAGGCGUAUUCGGACAGCUCGCGCGGCUCGCAAAGCCGCAACCUGCGCACCAUCGACUGGAACCCGCUGGGCACCCUCAUCGCCACCGGCUCGUCGGACCGCACCCUGCGCGUGUGGAACCCCGAGAAGCCACAGGUCAAGAAUUCGACCGAGCUGCGCGGCCAUGCCGGCGCCGUCGAGCGCGUCGCCUGGAACCCCACUCGCGAGGCCGAGCUCGCCAGCUGCAGCGCUGACGGCACCGUUCGUUUCUGGGAUGUAAGAAGCAAGACCGCUGUGGGCAAGGUCGAGGUGGGAGGCGACGCGUUCACACUGGCAUGGCGUCCGGAUGGAAGCGAAUUGGUCGUUGGAAGGAAGGAUGACGUCCUUGUGCCCAUCUCACGUUCGACGUUUACAGCACUUCCCGCGCAUCGCCAGACGGUCCAGACGAACCAGACAACCUUCUCUUGGACUGGCCAAGAGCUCUUUCUCACCACCGGAGAUGGUCAGGUCAAGAUUGUUGACUAUCCCUCCAUGAACAUCCUCCACGUCCUCAACGCUCACACUUCGUCUUGCUACUCUGUCGAUUUCUCCCCGACCGCCGAAUACCUCGCCGUCGGCGGUUCCGACGCCCUCAUUACUCUGUGGGACACGCGCGACUGGAUCUGCCAGCGCACGCUGACCAGCAUGACCGGCCCCGUCCGCAGUGUCAGCUUCUCCUUUGAUGGCUGCUACCUUGUUGGUGGCUCAGACGAGGGCACCGGCAUGGAAGUCGCGUACGUCGAGACGGGCGAAUGUGUACACAAAAUCGAGACGACAUCGCCGACGCCUUGCAUCCAGUGGCAUCCCAGUCGCUACGUCCUGGCCUAUUCAGAUCCUACCGGCUUGAAGAUCAUUGGCGGAACGGAAAGAUUCUGA
Molecule: messenger RNA, 966 nt
Organism: Lasiodiplodia theobromae
Lineage: Eukaryota; Fungi; Ascomycota; Dothideomycetes; Botryosphaeriales; Botryosphaeriaceae
Product: Tho complex subunit 3
Exons: 3
Coding region: 1-966 (321 amino acids)
Biological process (GO): mRNA export from nucleus
Cellular component (GO): THO complex part of transcription export complex
Molecular function (GO): protein binding
Source: RefSeq, a predicted model, not a curated record